This is a messenger RNA of Aspergillus aculeatus ATCC 16872, 915 nucleotides long. RefSeq lists its product as uncharacterized. The transcript has a single exon. Lineage: Eukaryota; Fungi; Ascomycota; Eurotiomycetes; Eurotiales; Aspergillaceae. The annotation marks the transcript as partial. The record is from RefSeq and is a predicted model, not a curated record.
ACCUAGUACCUUCGCAGGACAUCUUGAUACAUCAAUCAUUCCCGCCAAACCAUCUCAAUUCCAACCCCCAAGAUGGCUUCCCGUAUAUUUUUCGGACCCCUGAUCGCCCUCCGUCUCGCUCCUCUCGUGAGCUCAACCUGCAGCCUCUGGUUCGCCUGGGACCAGAACCUCUUCCUGCGCACCUUCGUGCACCCCGCCAACCGCGCCGCCAGCGAUCGCUCCCUGCCCACCUACUUCCGGACCUUUUUCCGCAGCGGUGUGACCUGGGUCCUCGUCCUCCUGGGCGUCUCGCUUGCGACGGCCGGCAUGAACCUCGUCACCGACCGGGCCUCGCUGGCCCAACGGCAGUCCCUGCGGUGGUACGUCGCCGGCGCCGCCCUGACCGCCGGGCAUGCCCUGUACGCGCCCGUCGUCGCGCCCAUCGUGCGCGCAAUCACCGAGGACCACUCCAAGGGCCACUCCACGCGCGAUCUGGAGCGGUGGCUGUGGUGGAACUUCCUUCGCAUGUUGACCGUGGAUCUGGGGGCGUGGGUGUGCUUUGGGGUGGGGGCUAUCCAAGCACUUAACUGAGAACAAUUCCCUGUCUUCCAUGUGUUCCUGGGGAGCCAAUACGUCAGUUAGGGGCUAGGAGCACGCAGAAUUGCCUACUGGAUCACUCUGUCACUUCAAACCCCUCACUCACUAACGACCGGAUGAUGGAGAAGCAUCAAUUGCUCUCUUUUGACGAUUACGCGUUCGCAUGCGCUUGUCUACCAUCUCACUCUCAUGUUUCUCUUGCUUGCUUUCCAUAUUGCUGUAUUCCUUGCAAUGUAUGUAGUGGAAGUUCACUUUUGAGAAUGGGCAAAUAAGCCUAUGACAGUCUAUUUUAGUAGCUAUCCUACACGGACAUCCCCAAUAUACUUAUCACUCUUACGC